GUGAUCUCGUUUUCUUUUCGUUCCGACGGGCGGAUUUCAAGUUUUGCAGCCCAGGUCCAGCCUGUUUGCGAAACACGAAAGGGUCCAACAUUUCCGCGAAGUUCCUUGGAGUCAGGCCCCUGCGCAGUAUCAUCGUGACGAUAAGCGUCGACCAGUCGAAUAGUAAACAGUGCGUUUCCUGCGUUUGGACGGCUCGACAAAGCUACCAUCGAGACAGCAGUGUGUGUGUGCGUAUGUGUGUCUGUGCGCAGUCAAAAACAAAAGCAAGUAAAACAUGGCCGUGCCGUCCCGUUGGCGGAGGUGCUGAGGAGGUCAGAGCAGAGAUGUUCCUUUGUGAUCUGGGCCGACGCGAAAUGACUUGAACGAACUCUGAUCGCGGGAUGAGCCCGAGCUUCGUCCACGGCAGUUCUGCGGGUGAUGUGGACCGUUGUGGUCGAAGAUGUUCCGGAGUACUUCGACAACCGAACCGCCGUAGCGAGGAACGCAAGCUGAGCGAGGCCAGCGUUCGUCAGAGGCGCUGUCCCUUGUGCAGUGACUCGACGGUUGGUGCAAGUGGAACCGUGGUUUGUGAGAGUACGACAGUUCAUGUAGCAGGCUGAGUUGUUUCCGAUAUCGGACUUUCGGGGAGCGCAGCGUAGACCUCGCCUGUGGCCAACAUCCUGUGUGUGACUCACGGCUGCUCUCACUGUGGAGCGCGAGCAGUGGUGCGCAGCGUACGAUGGCACGCUCGGUCCUGACUUUCCAAGACGCGUGAACGUGCUUAGUGAGUGCGGUGCGAACAUGAGGGGCGACGUGCUGCCGCCCAAGCGGCAGGCUGUCGUCGACCGGUUGCGGCGACGAAUCGAACUGUACCGCCGACACCACAACGCCACACUCCCGCGCUACGAGCAGGCCGCCAAUGCUGUCUACGAAGAGCAGCGACAGGAAACGCUGUUGCUGAAGCAGCGCUACUUGGAAUCCAAGGCGAAAAAAUCGAAGAAGAGCGAACACAAGUCGUUGAAGGACUCGUCCGGAGCGGCAGCUACAUCGUCCGCAGAUUCGCACAAGAACAUCCUACAGAAGUCCAACAAAAGGCCGGCUGUGAAUAUCGAAGCAUCCCACGAUCCAGCUGCUGAUACAGGGCCGUCAGAUGACAAGGACCACCGGCAUAGCAAGAUGGCUCGCACAAGCAGCUCUGCUUCGGAUAAGCAUGUGCUCCAGCAACAGAAGCAGAUGAGCUUGGACUCUCAGCAGAUGCAGAUUCCUGGCUUUGAAUGCAUCAAACAGCAAUCCGUUGCACCCAAAUCUCCAGGGUCAGCAGGGACCAGCCACGACUCAUCUAUUCUGCUAUGUAAUGUGAAGAAAGAAUGUGAUAGCCUUGGGUAUUGCGGCCAAACGAACGACUGUGCACAUUCACAAGAAGCCACUACUUCAGCAGCAGCAGUUCAGGAUGAGAGUGCAGAUACUGGAGAAAAGUUUCUUGAUGCAUUUCCGAAUCUGGGCCUGCCAGAAGAUUCCUCCGAAGUUUGGGUAGACAACCCUGAGAUUCUGCGGCAUCUCAUUGAUGACAUAACAAAUCCGUCAGAUCUGAUGACUGAUUUCAAUUUCAGCUACGGUAUGGAAGGUAUAAAAGAUACCGAAAGCUUAGAAGCAGUCAAAAGUGAAGGUAUAGGCAACGUUUCUUUAAAUGAGAAGAAGGGCAGGCAGCAACAUGCAGGAUUUAGUGGCAGUGAGUCAUUCAUAGCCACAAGUCAAGCAUCGCAGGUGCUGGUUUCACCAUACGAGCAGCGGUCUUCAGCUGCCAUCGACAGCAUGGCUGCGAAUGCUCCGUGUUUGCCUCAGCAGAGCUUUUCCCCAAGCAACACUCGUGCUAACCAGUUUUCAGCAUCGAAUAUGGGCAGCCUGGACUUCAAGCUUUCGGAACCAAGCCCUGCAGCUCAAACAUUGAAACAAAUGGCAGAGCAGCACCAGCAGCACAAGCAAGGUCAUGACAAGCACUCACUUGGCCUGGGCGUUCCUCGGCAAAACUUUUCCCCCGGGGACAAUUUUGAUGUUUCUCUAGCAGCAUCACGCAGUGCGAUCUUUAGCAGUGCAGAUAACUCUCUUAAUUCUUCCAAGGUUAUGCAGACAUCAACCAUGUUUCCUAAUGUUGGCUUUGGAAACCAAGCAUUGACGACGACAAUUCAGUCCAAUUUUCGUGCCGACAAUGCAGCCAGGGCCGGGAAUGCCUUGACAGGUGUUGCUUUUGGAAAACUUAACGGUGCUCAGAGCCCCUAUGCGGUAUCCAGUAACCCUCUUGAUGCAGCAAGAUGCCAAACUGUCUCUCAAAUGCCAGUGCAAGAACAGCAGAGGUGUUCGCCUAAAGGAGUGCAGUAUACCAACAGCACCGAUGAGAAGACGGCGUUUGUCAACAACUUCAAGGCAAGCUUGGCCAAGUUCAAUGAAGUCAACAGUGCACCAUCACCUCCCCUUGUUAAAAGCCCAUCACAAUUUCCAAAACAAAUAUCAUCUCCCAUGUCUUCACAAACCUCCAUGAUGAUGGGUCCAUCUGGCCAUAGUACAAUUCAAGCAAAUGCAAUGCAGCCACAAGGCAUGAAGGACACAAAAGACAUCUCACCACUGAAUAUAUCAUCAAAUCCAUCGUACGCAGAUGCGCUAGCAUUUUCAAGCGGCAAUGCAAGAGGCAUGAACCGGAGCAGUAUUGGACCCGCUGCACACUUCCAGGCACAGCAACAAGCGCAGCAACAGCAACAAGCACAAAUGCAGCAGCACAGGGAUAAGCCAGGCUUCUCACAAAUUCAGUUCAUGGAGGCCAACCAGCUCACCAGGCCUCCGUCUUCGUCGCCAACGGACGUAAAAAGCUUCCGCCUUCAUUACAGCCAAAACAAAAGCUCAAUCGUUCCACAACACCACUUGCAACACUACACAGCUCGGGUCCAAAAUCCGAUGGGCUUGCAGGGACUGCCACAACAGGGACCACUGCGCGUGGCUCGGCCCUCCGUGCCAGUCGCCAGCAACCAACUUCCUUCACAUCCUCAACAAUACGUGCAACGCAUGGCAGCCAGGCAGCCCACCAGCAUGAGCUCUGUCCCAUUCCAAAAUCCUGGCUCACUCGGCUUUGGCACCUCUAGAAUGCCCUUGCCCGUGAGAGCUUCGUCUCCGCAGCAGAUGUCGGGGCCCAUCAGGCAUUCGUUGUCAGCAGCCUCUGUCACUGUGGCCCAGAAACCCUCGUACACAAAUGCCACGAUGACGCCACAACUCUCGGCAGACUUCGCUGCUUCACAGCGUGAGUGGCAAUGUGCAAUGGGCCAGGCAAUGCAGCAGCAGCAGCAGCCUCAGCAGAGGGUGUGCUUCCAGACACAAACGUCGCAGGCGCAGAGCAGGGUUGUCUUCAGCACAGCACAGCCAGGAUCGGCUCCUCGACCCCCGCCAUUCCAGCCACCACAGCUGAGUAUGCAGCCACAGCAAGCCACGACAUCAACACUGCCACCACUGCCUCAGUUGCAGAUUCCACCACGCAGCACAGCACCACAGACGAGCACCUUCUCACCCUCAUUCUCAUCAAGCAUUUCAGACUUUAAUCUCGAGUUUCUCGAGAGCAUCGAGAACAGCGAUUCGGACCUUCUGAACUUUGACCCUGUCAACUCGAACUUCGGAAUACUCGAUGAUGUGCUCGGAGGCAAGUGAAAAACCACAGACCACAUCCAUGAACAUUUACUGUUUUUUUUAUAUACAAUGUACACUGCACAUUUUGCAUGAAUUUUUUUAUAAACAACUCAAAUGAUCUUACUUAUUCCACAUACUCUCAAAGCAUUGUAUGAAUAACAGCACAUUGUUUUUAACUGAAGGCAUUCGUUUAUACAAUAUUAAGCGAAAGUGAGCGAUUGUUCAGACGAGAAAGCCGCUCCCUUGGUUUUAUUCCACUGGUGUCUCUUCUAUGCACCACAUGACUGCCUGUAAAUAAUGGGGUUCUACUGUAGUAUAAUUAUAUAUAUGUACAUCUAUAUAUUAUAUAUAUAUAUGUAUACUUGUGUUCUUGUUUUUCUACAUCAGAAACAAAAGUUGUUGCCAAAUCCUGUAAGCGCCGCACAGCUUUACAGUCAAUUAUGCAAUUUUCAAAAUAAAAGUGAAGCCUGCCUUAUCUUCACA
This is a messenger RNA of Rhipicephalus sanguineus (brown dog tick), 4128 nucleotides long. Its product is annotated as mastermind-like protein 3. Bases 781 to 3666 code for a protein of 961 amino acids. Gene Ontology annotation, molecular function: transcription coactivator activity. Gene Ontology annotation, biological process: positive regulation of transcription of Notch receptor target; Notch signaling pathway. The transcript is spliced from 3 exons. Gene Ontology annotation, cellular component: nuclear speck; nucleoplasm. NCBI's taxonomy places the organism in Eukaryota, Metazoa, Arthropoda, Arachnida, Ixodida, Ixodidae. The record is from RefSeq and is a predicted model, not a curated record.